CGGACCACAGGCUGUCGGGCAUGUGAUGCAUGAAGGCAAUUAAAGCGCGAGCGCAACAUGACUCCACAACACAGCUAGGUGGGGGGGAGUGCUGUUACUUCCGCUGAUGGACAAUACUUUAUGAAAAAGCACGCAAUACUUUUCAUUGGACGAAGUGUUGCCAUGGCAACACGACAAACCUCAACCAAAAAAGAAAUGGCGUUCCUUCAGUGGAGCUGCCAGGACGUGGCAAAGUGGAUAGAAUCCAUCGGAUUUCCCCAAUACACGGCAUGUUUUACUGAGAACUUCAUCACAGGGAGAAAGCUGAUUUACGUAAACUGCUGUAAUUUGCCACGAUUAGGAAUCACAGACUUCAGACACAUGCAGGAGAUCUCAGCACAUGUCCGGGUGCUACUUGGCAUUACUGAGCCAUUGUGGAGUCGCAGUAUUGUAGAUCCUCCACGAGAUGAUAUGGGGAUGUAUUUGGAAGUCAAAAGCAGGACUGGAAAAAAGCUGAUUCCCUUACCUAUGCGGAAUUCCUCAAUAACAGGAAGAAGUAGAAAGCAAGAUUAUAGUAUAAGCAACUUAUGAAGUUCAAUAAAGCAAAAGCCCAAAGACA
Messenger RNA from Silurus meridionalis, 598 nucleotides. Its product is annotated as sterile alpha motif domain-containing protein 15-like. The record is from RefSeq and is a predicted model, not a curated record. NCBI's taxonomy places the organism in Eukaryota, Metazoa, Chordata, Actinopteri, Siluriformes, Siluridae. Bases 121 to 570 code for a protein of 149 amino acids. The transcript has 4 exons. Gene Ontology annotation, molecular function: protein binding.